GCUGGCUGAUGACGCGGCGGAAGCGAGGCGGGGUCCUUUCUGGCUGCCCGCUCGCCCCAAGGUGCCUGCGGAGCUGGGCGCCGGCGGCGGGGCGAGAGGCAGGGGGCGGCGCGGCGGGACUUUCCCCUCGGCCAGGGCACGAUGAUGGUGGGCAAGACCAGCGCCAUCGCGGCGGGCCUUUGCGGGGCCCUUUUCAUCGGCUACUGCAUCUACUUUGACCGCAAAAGACGGAGCGACCCGAAUUUCAAGACCCGACUGCGGGAGCGAAGGAAGAAACAGAAACUUGCCAAAGAGAGAGCAGGGCUUUCCAAGUUGCCUGAUCUGAAAGAUGCUGAAGCAGUUCAGAAGUUUUUCCUUGAGGAGAUUCAACUUGGAGAGGAACUACUAGCUCAAGGUGAAUAUGAGAAAGGAGUUGAUCACUUGACCAAUGCCAUUGCUGUGUGUGGACAGCCGCAGCAGCUACUACAAGUUCUACAGCAGACUCUCCCACCACCAGUGUUUCAAAUGCUUCUUACUAAGCUCCCUACAAUAAGCCAGAGAAUUGUAAGUGCACAAUGCUUGGCUGAAGAUGAUGUUGAAUGAGGUCACACCACAACGGGGGGAAAAAAAUGUUUUCUUACCCCAGAAGAUGAGCAUCAGUAGGGGGAUAAAGGGGCAAACAUGUUAGUUAAUGGACUGUGUACCACAUCGGGUUCUACCAGAGUUAAAAUUAACUUUGUGUAGGUGGGUUUCACAGGAUUUUAUUUAUUAUCCCAGUGAAAAGUGUAUUUUGAUAAGGAUUCAUUUUAUAAAUACACUGUGUUGAGUUAUCAAAGUAUCACUAAUUUCAUUAUUAUUACAAUAUGCAGUUGUAAUGUUGUACAUAUAAAGACCUAAAACUACAACCUAUUAAAAACCCAAUGCUCAUUUUUGAAGAAAAAAAAACAACAAAAAAAAUAUGGCAAUAAAGAUUUAUCUGCACUUGUGUGUCCCUAUGGUACUACUUUACAUUUCAGAACAUUUGAGUGUCAGAGCAAGUGAUCUUAAUGUGAUUUAACAUUACAAUUUAUUUUUAAUGUUAUGGCUGGUCUUGCAAUGCUUUUAAUUAAGUUUAAACCCUUGUGUCAUUUCCUGAGAAAGCAGACAUGAUCAUUUAAACAGUAACAAAGUCACCUUAGAAAGAGAUGCAAAUUGGAAUGGUAAUAUAUGACUGACUGCAGAAAAAAUGACAAAUCCAUUUCUGUCAAGAACAAUAAAAUCUAAAAUUUUGCAAGUCAAAACUGUACCUGGCAAACGUAAAAGCUCUGUUAAUGGAAGUGUGUGAAAUAAAGCUGUUUGGAAUAGAACUUGGGGCAGAUUGUGAGAGCACAAGGCUUUUGUUUUGUUUUUGAAAGCUUGGAGCCUUUUUUGCAAGAUAGACAGUUAAGAUUUCAGUCUCUGUCUUCAACACUGUAGAAAACAGGUUGUAAGUCUUUGACAUUUAACUUAAAAUAAAAUUGGACUGAUAGAGUAAUACAAUAAUAUGCCCAGGCUAAACCAGCUAAAGCUAAUAGAAUUGGAAAGGUGGUGUGAAAUUUUAGUAUAGUGUGAUACUGUAAACUUGAAUUAGGUAUAUUUUCUUUUGCCACUCAAGAGGAGACAAAUCAUACAAAUCAAUGAGUAGCAGAAGCAUACUUCUGUCAGCAACUUUUCCAUGGACAGUGGGGUUCUCUAUGUGAAAACAGAUCGGCUUCUGCUGUUCUCCAACUUUGUGUUAUCACCACUCAGGUGGCAGAAGAAACAGUUUAAAAUGUAACUUUACUUUUGGCAUGGUGACUUGUUUUCACUUGAGAAGAACGCUUUGAAGUGUCUUUCAGACCCAGCUGAUAGUUUGUGAUAGUGAUGCUGAUACAUGAAUAGUAAGGCAAUAGGUGGCAUAGUCCAAGUAGCAGUGAGAUACUCUGAGAGCACUUUAGCCAAUGUUUCCAUCUGUGUCUGUCUCAUUUCAGCCUGGUCUCAGUUUCUGUAAAGGUAGAUUUUUUUUCCAAGGCAUAGGUCUUGAUAUUUCAGAAACUGCCUCGUGCAGUUUUUGAGAGGUUAAGUGGAAAAUUAAUUCGUGGUCAGUUAGCAGUCAAAUACUUGAGUUUAGGAGUAGAAGUGGCUCAUAUUGAGUCAGUCUGCUUAAAUGGUUUGCCACGAAAGAGAUGUUUUCCCUUUAACCCCUUGAAAACCCUUUUUCUCUGAGAUUUUGAGGUGCUAUUCAAUCUUUGCCUAAUGUGACAAAAGUUAAUGCUUGGUACAAACAACGUUUUAUUGUAAACAGGUGGCUGUAGUUUAUAAAUCUGCUUGUUGAGCUUGAAUUUCUGAGGUGGCAUAGAAGAAAAAACAAAACUUGGGAUCCAUAAUCUUCAGGUGACAGUGGCUGAUUUGCUCUUUUAUUUUAGAAGGACAAACUUAUUCAGCACCUAGAACACUUAAUAAAAAUACUGUGAAAUUGCAAAUCAAUCUACUUUUAAUGAGUGAGGCUUUCUGUAGACAGUUUUAUUUUCCUUUCUAACCCUAAAACUCAAAAUGUAAGAAUUCAUAGGUGAUGCUGACAGAACUGUUAGCAUGUUUUCCUGCUGUCCUUGCUGGUGGUGAUCACUUCAGUGUAGUGCCUCUUUGGUUCAGCUUUUAACAUCAUCUUAAGGUAAAUCAACCAUCCUGCACUGAAAACCCAAACAGCAUAAGACAGAAGUGGUUUACUUCCUUCAAACCUGAACAAUUUUCCACACCCUUCAGUAUAAUGAUGAGAAUUUGAAUUCAUAAUUUAGCUAGCAAUAAAGCUGUCCUAAGUACAUUGUUCUGCUUUUGAUGAAGGCUGUCAGCAAGUUUUCCAUGUAUACUAAUGAUCAUUGUUUUAAUAAACAUAGGCACACAUAUUACUCUAACCCUUUUUAGUCUUCUUGAUCCUGCAAAGUUAGAUCUAAAAAAAAUUUGGCUAGCAUAGGUUGAUUAGAACCAUAUGUAUCAAUUUGUUCUCACAUUGGUAACCCAGAGGUACCUGGUUAGUAUGCUGCAGCAAGAUCCAGUGCUUCUAUUGAGUGCUGUGGUUAAUCCUGUGGGAAUGCUGAAAGAAUUCUUUUAACAAGGCUGGGUUGGUUAGCUUUUUUUUCAAAAUCUGGUGAAGCUAAUGUCUGCCAAGUUGUGAAAACUUGAAUACAUUGUCUAGAAUGGAGAUUUGCUGUUUCUUCAACCACUCAGGGCUGGCACUUGUGUAGCUAGCAUGCACAGCCCACGUAUUGGGAAGGUUGUUACUUAGAACUGAUUUCAGACAUAAAGUGCAGGUCAUUGAAAGUGCAGUGGUAGGUGUUAUCGUGUCAGUAGCAGCAAUGGUAUUGCAGUAGCUGUGCACAAUAUCAUCAUUCUUUGCAACUGUGCAAAUUAAAAGAAAGUGGCAGUAAGCCAUUCCAGUUGUGGAUUUGCAGCUGCUGAGCUCAGAACUACUGAUGAAUAAGAUCUGUACUUGUAUUUUGCUGCAGGUAAAACCUGUUCAUCUUUCCCUCAGAAAGAGCCAUCUUCCCUUCUGUGGUGCUCCAAGAGGAGGGCACUCAUUUUCAGCACUAAGGCUUUCUCAUAAAGGAAACAAAAGGUCUGUUAGUUUUAUCUUGGGGAAGUCUAUCAGUUAUAUUCUCAGGCAACUUGUACACGAAAAAACACACUAGUUUCAUGAUCAUGCAGGACUACCUUUGAUGUCUUGCCAUUAAGUUUUCUAGAUAAUAGAAUUGAAUCCAAAACAAUCAGACACACGGUGAAUCAUCUGGCAAUAAUUUCCUUACCCUGGGGGAUGACAGAGUAUUAUUGUUGUCUUUAACUUGAAAAAUGGAGGAGUCCCAGCCCUGCUGUGUAGGAGGCCAGCCAGCCAUCAUCAAAGCAAAGUUCCAGCUAUUUAUUCAUCCAGAAGGAUCUUUCUAACAUUUCAUUUGUACAUCUGUUGAUGGUGUGUCUAAAGUCCCUUAGGCUGAGCAGUGGCCUUACACAGCUAUUACAUUAAAAUUAACCUGAGUUAAACUUCAAGGGAAUCUUUGAAGUGGUCACUAAGUGUUUCUAGUGAGUGUUUCAAAGAACGUGCACUAUACACCCAACAUAAGGAUGUGAAAAGGGCUGAUGUGGAAAAAAGCUUCAAGGCUUCAGUUGUACCCAGGUCUUGGUCUAGUUUUUAGUGUGAUUACACUAGGUAGUAUACCUGAUGGUCAUGAACUCUUAAAUGCCUCUUCACUCUAAGCUUUUUACUCCAGAUAUAGAGUUCUGGUUCCUGUUUUAUAAAGGUCAGGCCUGGGUUUAAUAGGUUGAUAAAUGCUUGUCCUCCUGCUCAGUCACAAUUACUGUCAUGUUGCUUGAAUUCUGAGGAUGUUCUUCACUUUGUCCUUGGGGUGAGAGGAUAUCUGUUGGUCCUCACCUACUGCAUGAUAAUUGCCAGCACAAUGUUGCUACAGCCUGCAAAUCUGUCUGAAUGGUCCCUGCUGCAAGACGGUUUGAGUUUCCAGGUAUGAAACUUCUGCUGUGCAUGGAGGCAGAAAACAGCCAAAGUCAGUUCUGCCUCUUCUUCAACCCUUACAACUCCAAACUGAUUUGGUCACCGUCGUUUGUUUGAACAGGUCUUAACGUGAACAGCAGAGGGCAGUGUUGCACACGCUUUUUGUGCAAGUUCGUUCCUGCAACAUCCUAGUUCUUCGUUUUCCUGUCUGGUGAGGUGAUGUAGUACAGCAUUUUGUAGAGGAAAAUCUGGUACAGCGUACAAGACAGGAUCACUGUGGCAGCAGUGACAUGUGUUUCUAACAAUACCUAUUUCUGGCUUUUCAAAUCCUGUGUUUAAUUUGUUGUGAUGACAUGAUUAGAAGAAUUUUCCUUUCCCUUCAUCCCUCAACACACACCAGGUAUGUAGAUAAGGCAACUGCAUUGCACAACUUUAACUCUGCAAACAAAAUGCAACCGAAUGUUAUUCCUAGGUGUGCAAGAGAAGAGUUUCCUCUGCCCAGCUGUGGUUUUUCUGAAUGAGCUUUAUUAGCUGUAGUGAAAGGAAAGGACCUGUUAGCUGCAGUAGGAGUGGAAGAUAAAUCUGUGUCUUGAGGCUCUUCACAGAGUUGGACUCUGGUUGCGAUGGUUCAUGUGAGGAGGGUCAACCAAAGCUAAACACAAGUGGGCAAGACGUUAUACGUUGGCAAUACGACGCAGUUUCACUGCUGGUUGAAUUUCAGCUUAAGGUGGCAAAAUCUACUCAUCUUCUUGUGGAUUUUCUAGCUGGUAUGAAGUGAGCUAGUGGAGUCUCUCAUGCCUUGGAGGCAGCUGUUUGUGUUGUACUGUCACACUGGCUUGAGACCACAUUUCAACUACUACUGCACCUCAGAAGUGAUUUUCCUCUGCUUCCUGGGCUGUGUUUUCAGGGCCGAUGUGCAUGUUUAUACCAUACAAGUGAAAAGAAGUUUUCAGCACUUGUAGCUUUUGAUCAGUGUUUAUCCAAGCAUUAACUUGUUAGUAAGAGAUUCUUCGAAGUCUGCUUAAAACAUUGCAUUGCUUAAAACAUCUAGAGAAAGAGAACUGCUGAAUAGAAGAUACUGUCUCUGCAAAGCAUGCUUCUCCUCCUUCCUUAGGUCAAUCUGGGUAUGUUGCACCCUGUAAAAUAGCCUGGAAGAUACAGGAAUUUGCUGUAACCAACCAGUCUUUGCCUUCUCUGGCAUGUGUGUAAAGGAGUGUUUCUUGGAGCUCUGAAACAAGCUCUUUUGUUGUAUUUAGUUUAUUUAAUGAGAAGCAAUGUACAUUGAGCUUUGGUUAUUAAAAUGACAAUGAUUAUUGCAUGCAUUUGUUAAUUAUAAUGCAAUGACCAAUUAAAUGAAGACAUGGAGAAAAAGGGA
This is a messenger RNA of Pogoniulus pusillus (Red-fronted tinkerbird), 5849 nucleotides long. RefSeq names its product translocase of outer mitochondrial membrane 20 (gene TOMM20). The transcript has 5 exons. Bases 142 to 582 code for a protein of 146 amino acids. Gene Ontology annotation, biological process: protein import into mitochondrial matrix; intracellular protein transport; tRNA import into mitochondrion. NCBI's taxonomy places the organism in Eukaryota, Metazoa, Chordata, Aves, Piciformes, Lybiidae. Gene Ontology annotation, cellular component: mitochondrial outer membrane translocase complex; mitochondrial outer membrane. The record is from RefSeq and is a predicted model, not a curated record. Gene Ontology annotation, molecular function: transmembrane protein transporter activity.